CUGGUUAAUUAACUUGUCCUGUAUUUCAGGAAAGAAGAUGAUCAUCAUCAGAACACUCAACGAAAUACACGUUACCUGCAGCUUUAAUACAGAGAAAAUCUUUUAUAGGAGACCACAGAAUAUCAACCUGUUUUCAAGAGCGUGAAACACUUCAACAUUAAUCGGGAUCUAUAUGUAAUAGUGGAAUAUAAGACAGAAACGACCCUUCUCGAGGAUAUAUGUAGAGCAUUGAACUAUAAGACAGAAACGAACCUUUUGAACGAUUUAUGUAGAACAUUUGAAUAUAAGACAGAAACGAUCUUUCUCGAGGAUAUAUGUAGAACAUUGGAAUAUAAGACAAAAACGACCGUUUUCGAGGAUUAUAAGUAGAGCGUUGGACUGUAAGACAAAAAGAACCUUUUUCGAGCACCUGGAAUUAGGUAAUUAGUAAAAGCAAACCACCGCCAUAAGGCGCUACUCAUCCAUCAAUAGGAAGGACGCCAUUGAAAUGAAAGUUACUUAAAGGUGAAAUUGUUCCAGAGCAUCCAGUAAUAUUGAACAUAGCCUAUUGUAUCUGGAGCUUUCCGCCAAACAACGUUAUCAAAAAUUAGAAUUACGAUCACAACUUUUAGAAUAAAAUAGCAAAGAUACCCUGCACCAUUAAUCCAGAAAUUUGAAGUUCAGAAAGAUGCCGCAACCAAGAAAAUCAGGAACCAUUUUACAGAUUUGUUUCCAGCUUCUUAAGGUGUCGUUUCUGACAGUAGGACAAAGAACUUUUCCAUCGGAUAUGCCACAGUUGGAGAACGUAAAUGUGGAUUGUGCUACGGAUGGGAUGACAGUAACGCUAGAAUUUGAUAAGUUGUUUGGAGGAGUAAUUUACGCUAAAGGUUUCUAUGACAGCGAGAUUUGUCGUUUUAUCACCCCCAGCUCGCGAAGUGCACGAAGUUUCAUAUUUAAGAUCCCCUUAGCCACGUGUGGGACACUGGGACAAUUGGAGGUUUUAUCACAUGACCAAGACAUGUAUUUGGAAAAUACAGUGAUCAUACAGAACGACCCUUAUAUUCAGGAGGUAUGGGACCAUGCUCGGCGCCUGCGGUGCACAUGGAGUCACACACUGACCAAGGCAUUGAUCGCUCGGCCCUUCGAAACUUACAAGCCUUUUACAGUACCAGUAACUUUCACUCAAGAUACAAUCAAUACCCUAAUGGAGAUCCAGGUAGGGAAGGGGCCCUUCUCCGCCCCUGCUACUGGAUACUUGCACGUUGGGGAUGAGACCAGCCUCGUGGUCUACCUUCAAGACCCAACCAACAGAUUUGACGCGAAGAUGAUGGGGUGUAAGGCGUCUAAUGGAAAAGGACUUUCUGUUGCCCUAACCGACGAAAAUGGUUGUGUCAUGCAACCUGAAAUGAUGACGCCAUUUUAUAAAACACGUGAUACGCGCGACACAGGCGCUGAUAUGAUUAUGUACACUUAUUUCAAAGCUUUCAAACUGCCUGACACUACACGUUUUUACAUUCGUUGUAACAUGGCAGUCUGUCUUGAAGAAUGUAACAGUGACUGUGCUGCUGAACAGAAUAACAAAACGAAUAGACGGCGACGUAAUACUGAAGUUACCAAUAUCGUAACGACUCAGCUUUUUCGUGGAUUGACUGUACUUUCUAAAUACGACCUAGAGAUGGCGCUGUAUGACACAACAGGGGAAUAUUGUUUGCCUAAAGCAUAUUUUGUUGCAGGCGGAUCCGUAGGGACAAUAGUUCUGAUGUUACUCAUUGGCGCCGCUAUAAUAGCAUGGAAAAAAAUAAAAAUAUAUAAGGUUUUGUUGAAGAAAUACAAAGAUAUAUCCCACGAGCAUAUGAGACACUGCUGAUUUUGAACAAAGUAUAUAAAAAUUCUGACAGCUAACAGCCCAAACUCUGACAUUUAUCUCUGUGGUACUCACUGUUGAUUUUAAAAUUCGUAUAAAAAGAAAAUUAUUCCUAGCUUACUCUUUCG
Molecule: messenger RNA, 1971 nt
Organism: Limulus polyphemus (Atlantic horseshoe crab)
Lineage: Eukaryota; Metazoa; Arthropoda; Merostomata; Xiphosura; Limulidae
Exons: 4
Coding region: 668-1846 (392 amino acids)
Source: RefSeq, a predicted model, not a curated record